Molecule: messenger RNA, 1403 nt
Organism: Diceros bicornis minor
Lineage: Eukaryota; Metazoa; Chordata; Mammalia; Perissodactyla; Rhinocerotidae
Gene: MED27
Product: mediator complex subunit 27
Exons: 8
Coding region: 9-944 (311 amino acids)
Biological process (GO): regulation of transcription by RNA polymerase II
Cellular component (GO): mediator complex
Molecular function (GO): transcription coactivator activity
Source: RefSeq, a predicted model, not a curated record
GCGGCAACAUGGCGGACGUGCUCAGUGUCGGAGUGAACCUGGAGGCCUUUGCCCAGGCCAUCAGUGCCAUCCAGGCGCUGCGCUCCAGCGUAAGCAGGGUGUUCGACUGCCUGAAGGAUGGCAUGCGGAACAAGGAGACGCUGGAGGGCCGGGAGAAGGCCUUCAUUGCGCACUUCCAGGACAACUUGCAGUCUGUCAACCGGGACCUCAACGAGCUGGAGCGUCUGAGCAAUUUGGUGGGCAAGCCAUCAGAGAACCAUCCUCUCCAUAACAGCGGACUGUUAAGCCUGGAUCCUGUGCAGGACAAAACUCCUCUCUAUAGUCAACUCCUUCAAGCAUAUAAAUGGUCAAACAAGUUGCAGUACCAUGCAGGUCUAGCAUCUGGUCUUUUGAAUCAACAGUCAUUGAAACGUUCUGCUAACCAGAUGGGAGUAUCUGCUAAACGUAGACCAAAGGCUCAACCCACGACUCUUGUCUUACCACCUCAAUAUGUUGAUGAUGUGAUCAGCCGCAUUGACAGGAUGUUUCCUGAAAUGUCUAUCCACUUAUCCAGACCCAAUGGAACAUCAGCAAUGCUUCUGGUGACCUUGGGAAAGGUGUUGAAAGUGAUUGUCGUCAUGCGGAGCCUCUUCAUUGAUCGAACAAUAGUGAAGGGGUAUAAUGAAAAUGUCUAUACAGAAGAUGGCAAGCUUGAUAUAUGGUCCAAAUCCAACUAUCAAGUAUUCCAGAAGGUGACAGACCAUGCCACCACUGCCCUGCUCCACUAUCAGCUGCCCCAGAUGCCGGACGUCGUGGUCAGAUCCUUCAUGACCUGGUUAAGAAGUUACAUAAAGCUGUUCCAGGCCCCGUGCCAGCGCUGCGGGAAGUUUCUACAAGAUGGCCUUCCCCCGACGUGGCGGGAUUUCCGAACGCUCGAAGCCUUCCACGAUACCUGCCGGCAGUAACCCCCGGCCCAGCCCCAUGCCUGCCUGCAGACCCCUGGCCAGCAUCUUCCAGACAAGCCCUAAGUAAUAUUGAUGGCUGAGACAUGUCUUCACUGCCCGGGUAGCAAUACAGCCACUCUCUCCCUUUUGUAAAACAGCAUGUCGUAUGUUCAGGCUGAGCCUCUUGAAGAACAGAUUCUGUCUUUGUGUUGAUGGGACUAAUUUUACACUUUAGCCAGUAUGUGGAAGGCCAAAAAGACCAUUUUAGAACUCAUUAUAAGGAAGUUAUGCAGCAUGUUCUUCCAUGUAUAUUAGCGAUCCUAGUGAAUUGAUCCUCUUGGAUCCAUGUUCUAAGUCAUUUUCAUGAGCCAUUAGAGUUUGAAUGAGCCCUUGUGUUCAUACAUAUUGUCAUGCUGGGUUUUUUGUUUUGUUUUGUAACUUAUUUUUAUAAGCAGUAAACCUUUUGUACCCAGGACAAGG